UUUGACUGUCAAUGCUCCAUACUGCGACAACUGAAAUCAAUAUCUCCCUUUAUCUUUUUCCUUCCUAACUGCUGUCUGCCGCACUCUCAUUUUCAACUAUUUUCUUCUCUUCUCCAUUUCACACUUGCUCUUCUCUUCUCCAUUUCACACCCAAAUCUACCCGUUUCUUCUCUGCUAGCUUUUACUUCCUCAGAUAGAGAAAGUUGCUUGCAAUGGCGGUCAGUUCUUCCAGAGGUACAACGACAGAGUUUGGGGUUGUUUCAAGGAAAUGGAAAGAGAGAGAUAUAAGCCCUGAAAGGCACAAAAUCUGGAUUGCACCCAAGUCUCACCCCACCACCACCAACAGCUCUGAAAAGAAAGUUUCUGUUGUUUACUAUUUGUCUAGAAAUGGUCAGCUUGAACACCCACAUUUCAUGGAAGUUCCUCUCUCUUCUCAUCAUGGCCUUUAUCUCAAAGAUGUAAUCAACCGCCUAAACCUCCUUCGAGGCAAAGGCAUGGCUAGCCUAUACUCCUGGUCCUGCAAACGGAGUUACAAAAACGGCUUCGUUUGGCACGACUUAGCGGAGAACGAUUUUAUUUACCCAUCUCACGGCCAAGAAUACGUUCUCAAAGGAUCGGAGGUUCUGGACCAUUCGAUAAACACGAAAUCCUUGGAAGUAAAGUCGUCUUCUUUUCGGCUAACAAAACCGUUGGAGAGUCAAAAAUCCGAGAACGGUCAUGAUUUCCCGUCAAUCAGACGGCGGAGGAAUCAGUCUUGGACUUCCAUUGAUCUCAACGAAUACAGAGUUUAUAAGGCCGAGUCUAGUUCCGAUUCAGCACGGAGACUCGCUGCUGAUGCGUCGACUCAGACUGAUGAUAAGAGGAGAAGUGGAAAGGCGAUGGUUAAGCAAACGGAGAUUGAGGAAGUGCAAAGUGAAAGUCAAGAGUUGGAGCAGAAUCAAACUUCGGAGCUGAACAGGGAAGAGAUUUCACCCCCGCCAUCGGAUUCGAGUCCGGAGACGCUCGAAACCUUGAUGAAAGCUGAUGGACGGCUGAGAUUGUGCAAUGGGGGUAACGACGAUAACUUGAAUAAGACUGCUGAGGGUUGCCAAAGUGGUAGAAUAAAGGCGCCGUCUGUUUUGAUGCAGUUGAUAUCCUGCGGUUCCAUCUCGUUCAAGGAUUGUGGACCAAGUUCGGAGAGGGAUCAAGGGUUCUCGUUGAUUGGGCACUAUAAAUCAAGGUUACCUCGUGGAGCAGGUGGGGAUUGUAACCAGGUGGGAAAAGAUGCAGGGAUUGAAAGGGAUAUUGGGAGCUUCUCAAGGGUAAGAUUGGAAGAUAAAGAGUACUUCAGUGGGAGCUUGAUUGAGACCAAGAAAGUUGAAGUUCCUGCCUUCAAGAGAUCUUCUUCGUACAAUGCUGAUAGGAGUUCGCAGUUGCAGUUGGAAGAAAAGGAGAUGGAUGGCGUGCGUGCUAAGUGCAUACCAAGGAAGUCGAAAACUGUGGCAACGAAGAAAGAGGGCAAUAUGAACGGAGAUAUAUGUGGCGAUAAUGGAAGCAAAAGGCAUGAAGUGUAGGGUCAGCAUUGUGCAUUGAUGAUUGGAUUUGGUAUGUGAAUUGUAGUAGUUUGGCAACAAGAAAGAGAGAGAAAGAAGUGAAUGAGAAUGGAGAAAUAUUACAAGGCAAAGUAAGCUAAGCUUGCAAUGUAUUGCAAGGCACGGCACGGUGAAAGUCCCCACAAUGAGAGGGACAAUAGGGUUGGGAAUCUUGUAAAGGCUCCUUUUUGUUGAAAGGGUGUAAAAAUUUUGUCCAUUUCAGUUUGGAAAGUUUGAACUAAGGUCAAAUUUUGGUGCCUUGAUUUUUGUGGGUGGUUUUAGCUGACUGGGUUAAGCUUGUGUUAAUUUCAAUGUAUUGGCACUAACCUCUAGUAAUUUUAGGGUCUUAUGACUAUAAGUUGGUUUGACUUUUGAAAACAUGGGAAAUGGAAUUUCAUCCUAGAGAUUGUCACC
Molecule: messenger RNA, 1985 nt
Organism: Gossypium raimondii (Peruvian cotton)
Lineage: Eukaryota; Viridiplantae; Streptophyta; Magnoliopsida; Malvales; Malvaceae
Product: protein SOSEKI 5
Exons: 5
Coding region: 213-1553 (446 amino acids)
Source: RefSeq, a predicted model, not a curated record